Messenger RNA from Calypte anna (Anna's hummingbird), 1048 nucleotides. RefSeq names its product abhydrolase domain containing 14B (gene ABHD14B). The transcript is spliced from 4 exons. Lineage: Eukaryota; Metazoa; Chordata; Aves; Apodiformes; Trochilidae. Gene Ontology annotation, cellular component: cytoplasm. The record is from RefSeq and is a predicted model, not a curated record. Bases 223 to 855 code for a protein of 210 amino acids.
UCACGGCGCCGCGCCCGCGGUCCCAGGCUCCGCCUUGCGGGAAACCGCAGCGCUGCAGGCUCCGAGGGGGCUGUCUGCCCGCCGCACCGAGCAGCUCAGGAAAGCACCCCGGGGUCCGCAAGAUGGGCCCCGGUUUCGUCAGGCUCGGCAGCACUCGGUAGCGGCUCGGAAAGGGCUCGGCAGAGCUCGGCCAGUGCUCGGCUCGGCUCGGCAAAACUCGGCAUGGCUGCCCCGCAGCUUACCGAGGGCACCGUCACGGUGGAAGGCCAGACUCUCUUCUACCGCCGGGCCGAGCCGGCCCAGCAGGUACCGAAGCUGCCGGUGCUGCUGCUGCACGGCAUUCGCUUCUCCUCUGAAACGUGGCUGCAGCUGCGGACACUCGCCACCCUGGCCGAAAACGGCUACGGAGCCGUGGCUAUCGACCUGCCGGGGCUGGGGCGUUCGAAGGAUGCUGUGGCCCCAGCGCCCGUGGGCCAGCCAGCACCGGGAACUUUCCUGAAAGCGGUUUUGGAGGCCCUGUGCCUGGGUCCAGCCGUGGUGAUCAGCCCAUCGCUCAGCGGCAUGUACUCCCUGCCCCUCCUCUUCCAGCACAACCACCUGCUCAAGGCUUAUGUGCCCGUGGCACCCAUCUGCACCGAGAAAUUCACAGCAGAGCAGUACGCCUGGAUCAAAACACCCACGCUGAUUGUGUAUGGGGACCAGGAUGUGGAGCUGGGGCAGACCAGCCUGAACAACCUGAAGCAUCUCCCCGAGCACCAGGUGCUGGUGCUGCAGGGUGCUGGACAUGCCUGCUACCUGGACAAGCCCGACGAGUGGCACCGUGGGCUUCUGGCCUUCCUGCAGAAGCUGAAAUGAGUGGGAAGGGCUUCAUGGAAGGGGCCCACAGAGCAGUGGGACAUGGCCAGCCCACCCACCCCUCUGUCUAUGCACACACCCUUGUGCCAACCCAGCUGCUUACCUGCUAUCUCCCCCGGGCCCUGCCACACUGUGCCAGGGCCAUACCAGCAUCACCAGCUCCCUUGGACCAAAUAAAACCCCAAGCUGCAUA